AAAUGUCAUCCAAAUUAUUCGAGACAUGAACGUUUUGGAUACGAUUUUCAACGUUUUCACGAAAUUGAUUGCAUAAAAUCACUGUUUAUCCAGACAAACCUAUGCGAAUUUGGUAAAUAGCAUUUAAACAUAUUUCAGACCAAAUUAAUUGCGAAUUAUGUCCUAUUAUACGCGUAAGGAGAUCGAUGAAUUGCAUACAGAUAUCUCUACUUUGGCAAAGGGAGUUGCUGUUGGUGGUGAAGAAGACCGCAUCAUAACUACAAUCGAACAUUGUUUACACAAUGGAUAUGAUCGCCGACGUAUUGCGGAAAAAUUGGAAAAGAUCUUGGAUGCAAAACAAAGUUCAAGGCUAGCUGACAAAUUGCAGGACAAAUUGGACGACUAUCGACGUAAGAGUAAAAAACGUAAUGCUAGUGAUGAAACUUGCGCUGAUGGGCCUAAAAAGUCUCGUUUCGAUAUGAAGGAGAAAAGCAAUCCUGUUAGCGCAUCUUCUGUAUUAACACCGUUGGCAGCAGCAUCCGUGGCUGCAGCGAAUAUAAAUGCUGUUGCUGCAACUACGCCUGCAGCGUCCACAACUGGUCUGAAUUCGACACAAAUUAAACUCAUGAUGGUAAAUGCUCAACGAGAAAUAGAAGAAAGAAAACGGGCUCUUAAUAAUUUAAAAGCAAAAGAUCCCAUUUUAGCUUCUGUUCCGCAGAUAGGAUUGCCAGUUGCUCUAGCUACUCAAGCACUUGCGAAGAAAACGGCUCCGGAAGAUUCGGAAAAAGCAAAAAAAAUAGCAGAGUUACAGGCUCAAAUUCGUGCAAAGUUGUCUAAUCUAAUUCAACCCCCACAAGUUCAAGAUCGACCGAAACCAUUAAUUUUGGAUGAAGACGGUCGAACGAUCGACAAAAGUGGUAGAGCCGUCAACAUCCCAACACUAACGCCAACCUUGAAGGCCAAUAUUCGUGCGAAAAAACGAGAGGUAUUUAACAAAAAUCAAGUACAUAUAGAUCGUCAUUCACAGCAAGAGGAAUCAUUGAAAUUUUUCGACGACCGUAUUGCCCAAAAACCCACUGUACGUACUAAGCGUUCGUUGCGCUUCCAUGAACCAGGAAAAUUUCAACAAUUGGCUGAAAGAAUGCGGAUGAAGGCACAGUUGGAAAAACUACAAAAUGAAAUUUCCCAAAUUGCACGCAAAACUGGUAUAAGCUCUGCCACAAAGUUGGCACUCAUUGCACCUAAACAAGACACACCUGACGAUGUCCCAGCCAUGGAGUGGUGGGAUUCUGUAAUUUUAACUCAAGACUUGAACACGUUGGAUGAUAAAGGGAAGAUCAGUAUUCGACAGUCAGCAAUUACAAAUCUCAUUGAGCAUCCAACCCAAAUGAAACCGCCAAACGAACCAUUAAAACCAGUUUAUUUACCUGUAUUUCUCACAAAGAAAGAGCGAAAAAAGCUUCGUCGCCAAAAUCGUCGUGAAGCUUGGAAAGAAGAACAAGAAAAAAUUCGUUUAGGUCUUGUUGCACCACCUGAACCAAAGUUACGAAUUUCUAAUUUAAUGCGUGUGUUAGGUACAGAGGCUGUGCAAGACCCAACAAAAAUUGAAGCACAUGUACGAGAACAAAUGGCUAAGAGACAAAAGGCACAUGAGGAUGCCAACAAUGCCCGAAAGUUGACAGCAGAACAGAAAAGUGAAAAGAAAGUUCGAAAAAUCAAAGAAGAUACUUCGUGUGGCGUCAACGUUAGUGUUUACCGCAUUCGCGAUUUGCAAGACAACGCAAGUAAAAAAUUCAAAGUGGAAACCAAUGCCAAACAACUGCAUAUGACUGGUACUGUGGUUCUUUUUCGCGAUUGUUGCGUAGUAGUUGUAGAGGGCGGACCGAAACAACAGAAAAAAUAUCGACGACUAAUGCAACAUCGUAUAAAGUGGGAGGAGGAUUUGGUAAAAGGUCCUGAUGGUCAUGAAAUACCCAACUCAUGCGUUCUGGUUUGGGAGGGUACAAGUCAAAGAAGACAUUUUGGAGAAAUUAAAUUUAAGGUGUUUCCUAUGGAGAAAAUGGCUCGCGAAUUCUUUCAAAAACAUCAAGUUGAACAUUACUGGGAUUUGGCGUAUUCUGGCGCGGUGUUGGAAGCAUCUUCAGAUUCUUAAAAUAUACUUUAAAGUUGUGUCUAACAUGUAGGACGACAUUUCACUAUAUAAAUGUUGAUAUAUUGUAGUUUUCCAAAAAUAAACAUUUUCUAAUUCGUAAAACA
This is a messenger RNA of Bactrocera neohumeralis, 2235 nucleotides long. It is a transcript of the gene Prp3, whose product is annotated as U4/U6 small nuclear ribonucleoprotein Prp3. The coding region runs from base 158 to 2131 and encodes 657 amino acids. The record is from RefSeq and is a predicted model, not a curated record. Gene Ontology annotation, biological process: mRNA splicing, via spliceosome. Lineage: Eukaryota; Metazoa; Arthropoda; Insecta; Diptera; Tephritidae. Gene Ontology annotation, cellular component: U4/U6 x U5 tri-snRNP complex. The transcript has 2 exons.